Molecule: messenger RNA, 1211 nt
Organism: Nestor notabilis (Kea)
Lineage: Eukaryota; Metazoa; Chordata; Aves; Psittaciformes; Psittacidae
Product: LIM domain-binding protein 3-like
Exons: 11
Biological process (GO): muscle structure development; heart development; actin cytoskeleton organization
Cellular component (GO): stress fiber; filamentous actin; adherens junction
Molecular function (GO): actin binding; muscle alpha-actinin binding
Source: RefSeq, a predicted model, not a curated record
AUCACCCCUGGCAGUAAGGCAGCACAGUCACAGAUGAACCAAGGUGACCUUGUGGUAGCCAUUGAUGGAGUCAACACUGACAGCAUGACCCACUUAGAGGCCCAGAACAAGAUCAAGUCAGCCAGCCACAACUUGAGCCUCACUCUUCAGAAAUCUAAACGUCCAGUGCCAAUUUCAACUACAACGCCCAGAAUUGAUACUCCCAGGGCUGUAAUUCCCCACCAGAAGGUCAUAACCAACACCGCUGCCAACUGGUUCAACCCCAAUGUCCUGAAGGACUCUGCCCUGUCUACACACAAACCCAUUGAGGUGAAAGGCCUAGGCGGGAAGGCUACUAUAAUUCACGCCCAGUAUAACACCCCGAUCAGCAUGUAUUCCCAAGAUGCUAUCAUGGAUGCCAUUGCAGGCCAGGCACAAGCCCAGGGUGGAGAAUUUGCUGGUACCCUUCCUCUUAAAGAUCCUCAUGUAGACAGUGCCUCUCCGGUGUAUCAGGCUGUGCUUAAAACUCAGAACAAGCCUGAAGAUGAAAGCGAAGACUGGAGUCGCCGUUCUGCCAAUCUGCAGUCCAAGUCUUUUCGCAUCCUUGCCCAGAUGACUGGAACUGAAUACAUGCAAGAUCCAGAUGAAGAAGCCCUGAGGAGGUCAAGAGACAAGGAAAAUGUUGCUGCAGCAUCAGAAAACAGGCCUACAGGUACCACGCAUGCGCCACAGUAUGUGACCUCAAGUAUUUGGCAUCCUCCUAAAUCAUGCACCAUGGAUGCCAACACUGUCAAUGCUAAGCCAGUGGCCUCCAAGGGGUCUGUGAGGCUUGGAGCGGGUACAAGUCAGAGGGAGGUCAGUUUCACCACUACUGGCCAGAAAGUCCCUCUUACUUCAUCCAGUAAUCAAAGUACCCCUGUUGAGCAUGCUCCGGUGUCUACCAGUUCUGCCUCUGCUCCUGCACCACAUGCUUCAGCCCAUCAGCCUGCUACUGCUGCUCAAAAUACAGCCAGUCUCAUGAUGCCACCAGCAACCACCUCAGUAGUGCAAGAGUCUUUCUCAUCCUCCUUCCAAAGAGUGCCUGCAGCCCCCAGCUCUCUCUCACAGCCUAAGCCUUAUCAUGGGUCCAAGAACACGUCAUUAGCAGCUUCCACUAUUUCAUCUGCUAUCUCAUCUCAGUAUAGUUUCAACCGGCAUUCUUCCACCUCCAUCAACUACCAGUCAAAGAAGAG